AUGGCGACGCCUUACGCAUAUGCGCGCUCUCAAUCCUGGUCUAGUCUCUCACCUACUGCCGAUUUCUACUAUCGCCUUUCAGGAGAAAUCAUAUCUGGCUCCUUCAGAAUUGUGACCUUACUCCCUGGCCGCCCGGAUGAUCCGAUUCAAUGUCGCCUGCAUGAGGUGUCGCUUAAGGACUGCCCUACGCGUUUCAUAGCUCUAUCUUAUUGUUGGAACACCUCCAAGGCGCCCGAGACCAUCUGGUGUGAUGGACGCUCUCUACAAAUCACCGCAAAUCUGUUCGCCGCUUUACGCAAUGCCCGCGCCGCAUCUGCAGAGGUCAACCUCUGGAUUGACCAGAUAUGUGUGGACCAGACUAAUAUCAUAGAUCGCAACGACCAGGUCAGCAAGAUGGGCGCCAUCUUCAAAGCAGCCAGUGGAGUGAUUGUCUGGCUGGGAGAAGAGAGCCAUGGAUCGUCGGCUGCUAUGGAGUUGCCCAAGAGGAUCAGAAGGUUCUGGCCAAGUCUCUACGAUGACCCCAACGAACUCACCAAUCCUGACAAGACGCCUGCAGAGUGUCCGCGCUGGGGUGAAGGUGCUUGGCCUGCGUUCAUCAUGCUGCUCACCAGACCAUGGUUUAGACGUCUUUGGGUCAUCCAAGAAGUCGUCUGUGCGAGAGACAUUGUGGUGACGUGUGGUACCGCGACCAGUUUCUGGGAUGACUUCGUCAAGCUGGUCCACGUUGUCGAGGCCAGACACCAUUCAGCCCUGGGGGUCAACCACAUGCUGGGCUCCAAGACUGCUGCACAAUACAUUAACUUCAUGCAGGAAUUGAGGACCAUCACGAGCCAGGGGACGAAGCAGGCUGUCAAAGACUAUGCCAGUGAGGAGUCGAUGGCGCCCUAUGUUCUCACCAUGGCCAAGGACUGCGAGGCUACUGAUCACAGGGACAAACUGUUUGCAUUUCAUCACCUUGUCAGACUUUGGACAAAGCCGGACUACAACAUGGAAAUUGAGAUGCUAUACGAGCUCUUCGCAGUGCAGUAUCUCCAACGCAUAGCAUACGCCAUAUCGGAAUUCAGUUGCGACGAGGUUACGUUAUUCAGAAGGCAGCUGGAGUUCAUCUACACUGGCGGCCUCUGCAAUCAGCGCCUCGAUCUACCUUCUUGGUGCCCAGACUGGUCGGUCCCGUGGCAAGCUCGUCCACUCUGGCUUGGAACGUCAUGCUAUUCGGCUGGUGCCAGCGAUGUUGCAGAGGUCACGCCAUUGACUGAUACGGAGCCUGGUGGUCGUCCGAGACUGCGGCUGCCUAUGAAAGUCAAAUUCUUUGACCGAGUCGUUGCAGCUGGCUCAGAAGGACUUCAAAUCUUUCUGCGUGGCAGAGUCUUCUUCCUCACCGAGAAAGGCUACUACGGCUUAGCCCAAGCAGGACUUGACUGGGGAGACAGCAUCGCCAUUGUGCGAGGUGCGCCGGUGCCUGUUCUGCUUCGUCCUACGUUGGAGACUGGCCCUCAAUCUCGCGAGUAUCGACUGCUCUGCGAAGGCUUUGUACUGGGCAUUAUGGACGGCGAGGUCUGGAACGAUGACACUAUACCUCGAGAAGACAUCAUGCUGGUAUGA
Molecule: messenger RNA, 1602 nt
Organism: Zasmidium cellare ATCC 36951
Lineage: Eukaryota; Fungi; Ascomycota; Dothideomycetes; Mycosphaerellales; Mycosphaerellaceae
Exons: 2
Coding region: 1-1602 (533 amino acids)
Source: RefSeq, a predicted model, not a curated record